Salarias fasciatus (jewelled blenny) is the source of this 841-nucleotide messenger RNA. Its product is annotated as protein phosphatase 1 regulatory subunit 3B. Lineage: Eukaryota; Metazoa; Chordata; Actinopteri; Blenniiformes; Blenniidae. Gene Ontology annotation, biological process: regulation of glycogen biosynthetic process. Bases 92 to 835 code for a protein of 247 amino acids. The record is from RefSeq and is a predicted model, not a curated record. The transcript has 2 exons. Gene Ontology annotation, molecular function: glycogen binding; protein phosphatase 1 binding. Gene Ontology annotation, cellular component: protein phosphatase type 1 complex.
GGAGCGCGGGCGCGAGCGGAGCCGCAGCUGUGCACGGAGCUCCACGCGCUGCUGACCGGGACGCCGGGCGGACCACAGCCGCCGGACCGCCAUGCCCAUCGACAUGACGCCGCUGUGCCCGACCCCGGACGACUUCCUGCCGCCGGCCCGCCGGCCGGUGCUGCGGUUCGAGCGCCGCGCCCGCCCCGGCGCCAAGCGGGUGACGUUCGCCGACCAGCGCGGCCUGGCGCUGACCCGGGUCAAGGUGUUCUCCCAGCUGGACGACCCCGUGCUCAUCCCCGCCGCCGUCCGCGAGGCGCUGCGCUCGGCGGCGGCGGUGGCGGCGGCGGCGGCGGACCGGCCCCGGCUGGACUUCGCCCCGCCGUCCUCGGACUACCUGCGGUUCCGGCGGAACCUGGAGACCAACCUGGUGAGCCUGGAGCGCUGCGAGCUGCGCGGCGGCGCCCUGGCCGGCACCGUGCGCGUCAAGAACGUGGCGUUCGAGAAGCGCGUGGCGCUGCGCGUGUCGUUCGACGCCUGGCGCAGCCACGCCGACGUGGACUGCGUCUACGUGCGCGACGCCUUCCCCGGCGCCGCCGGCGACGCCUUCGCCUUCUCGGUGCCGCUUCCCGCCGCGCCGCCGCCGCAGCGCCGCGCAGAGUUCGCCGUGCGCUACGCCGUGGCCGGCGCCGAGCACUGGGACAGUAACCACGGCAACAACUACGGCAUCGCCUGGGCGCCGGCGUGGAGCCGCCGCCCGGACUCCGCCCACUCCGGCAGCUCCGCCUGGUCCCGGGGGGCCCUGCCCGACUGGCCGGGCUUCGCCGGAUACGAGGACGUCGGGCCGUACUACUGAGCGCCG